This is a messenger RNA of Coprinopsis cinerea okayama7#130, 997 nucleotides long. Its product is annotated as cytosolic Fe-S cluster assembling factor NBP35. Gene Ontology annotation, cellular component: cytosol. NCBI's taxonomy places the organism in Eukaryota, Fungi, Basidiomycota, Agaricomycetes, Agaricales, Psathyrellaceae. The record is from RefSeq and is a predicted model, not a curated record. The transcript is spliced from 4 exons. The coding region runs from base 20 to 997 and encodes 325 amino acids. Gene Ontology annotation, molecular function: ATP-dependent FeS chaperone activity; 4 iron, 4 sulfur cluster binding; ATP binding. Gene Ontology annotation, biological process: iron-sulfur cluster assembly.
AAAACCUACCACCACCACCAUGGGCGAAGUACAGCAAUCUCAAGACGCUAUAGACCCAAAAUCUAUCCCCUCGAACGCUCCUGAGCACUGUCCAGGAACAGAGUCAGAACAAGCAGGCAAGUCGGAUGCCUGCAACGGAUGUGCGAACCAAGAAAUCUGCGCAUCAGGCGCAACCAAGGGACCAGACCCUUCCCUACCUUUCAUCCGUGAACGAAUGUCCACAGUGAAGAGGAAGAUCUUGAUCCUCUCUGGAAAGGGAGGAGUGGGCAAAUCAACGUUUACAGCCCAACUCGGGUGGGCUUUUGCUGCUGACGAAGAUACCCAGACAGGAAUCAUGGAUGUAGACAUCUGCGGACCCUCCAUACCCACUAUCCUCGGUAUCGCCUCGGAACAAGUCCACUCCUCCUCUUCCGGCUGGUCACCCGUCUACGUCCAGGACAACUUUGGCGUCAUGUCCGUCGGCUUCAUGCUCCCCUCCGCCAAAGACGCCGUCAUGUGGCGCGGCCCCAAGAAGAAUGGACUCAUCUCCCAAUUCCUCAAAGACGUCGACUGGGGUGAGCUCGACUACCUCCUCGUCGAUACUCCACCCGGCACCUCGGAUGAGCACCUCAGCAUCGUGCAGUACCUCAAAGAGAGUGGGAUUGAUGGCGCAGUGGUGAUCACCACACCACAGGAAGUGGCCCUCCAAGACGUCCGGCGUGAAAUCGAUUUCUGCAGGAAGGUUGGGAUUAGGAUCAUUGGCCUCGUGGAGAACAUGGCUGGGUUCGUGUGCCCCAGCUGUAAAACCGAGUCACAGAUCUUCAAGCCUUCGACUGGGGGUGGGAAGAGGCUUGCGGAGGAGACGGGGAUUGAGUUUUUGGGGUCUGUCCCUCUCGAUCCGAGGAUUGGGAAGAGUGCGGAUUAUGGGGUUAGCUUCUUGGACGAAUACCCAGAUAGUCCUGCGACGACGGCGUAUUUGAAUAUAAUCGACAGGAUUCGAGACGUCCUUGGGGAUUAA